Aegilops tauschii subsp. strangulata is the source of this 890-nucleotide messenger RNA. The record is from RefSeq and is a predicted model, not a curated record. NCBI's taxonomy places the organism in Eukaryota, Viridiplantae, Streptophyta, Magnoliopsida, Poales, Poaceae.
GCAGCCACGCCACCCUCGGCUCUUUUUCGUGCGAUGUCUGACUCGUAGGCUAUGCGCGGCUCGGCUCCACACAGAACAGAGCAGUCCCCGACUCCAGAUCCUGCGCCGCCGGGAUUCAGCCCCACCGCCGCCACCGUCGUCGGGAAUCGCCUCGUCGCCGCCGGGAUUCGCUUUAGCGCCGCCACUGGGAAUCGCCUCGCCGCCGCCGGGAGUUGCCUCCGCGCCGCCACCGGGAAUCGCAUCGCCGCCGCUGGGAGUUGCCUCCACGCCGCUGCUGGGAGUCACCCAAACUUGCGUCGGCAAGAGGUAGCAUUAUCUGUUUGCUACAAUCUGAAGAAGUGGAGGGCUAGGAAACCAAAGCUUCUUAACUGUUUGUACAAGACUAGAGUCAACUGGAUUGCUGCUGGCAGAGUGUUAUAGUAGAACAUUAAAAAGGCAUAAGCUUCUCCCCCCUGCAUGCUUGAAGAGCUUCAGUCAAGAUGGCACUGCAAAGCAUUGGUGCUUCAAACAGGGAUGAUGCCUUGUACAGGUGCAAGAUGCCUAGAAUCCUAACCGAAGUAAAAGGAUGUGGUAGGCAUCAACAUGAGGGAGCGAAGAGCGAACUGGAGGCCACCUACUCGCGCAAUAGCUACACUCCGUCGUCGUUCUAUCCAAAGGCUCUCAAGUAUAAUGUUGGAAUAACACAACUGCUGAAAAAACCGUUGAAGAAGACGCAAUGGUUGCUAAUGGAGCAGACUUAGACUAGGAAUGUCAAAUCUUGCAAAUGUGAUGUUGAAUUCAUGACAACUUUGUACCAGCCUAUAGCUGAUUGUUCUCCCUGACAAUACAUAUGGAUAAUAUAAAAUCUUCAUUUUGAUGGAUGUGUUAAAAAAAUGUGAGUGUUUCUCUGA